AUGCUGGAGCUGUAUUUUGAGAAGACCUGGACUCUGCCGGCCAAAAUUGUCAUGAUCCCAACUGAACAGGCUGCCAUCAUCACUUUCAGCGACCCUAAAGUUGUGGAAAAGAUUUGUGUAAAGAAAGACCUUGAGAUGAAAUCUAUCACAGUGAAGGUAUAUCCAUACUACAAGUCACUGGGAACCGCCUUGUACAGCAAAGAACGACCAACAUGGAAGAUGCCCGAGCCCUUCACAGAGCCUGUUCUCCACGUUAUCUGGAAAUUCCUUGUGGAGAAGAAACUAUCAGAACACAUCAAUGAUCAGAUGCGUCCACACUUCUGCAGAGUGGAUUUGAAUGACCCUGAAGUGAAACUCAGCCCUGUGCCAGAGUUUUUGAGGCAGCAAGGUCUGACUGCAGAACAUGUAGAAAACUGGAUGAGUAAGGCCCAACAUGCCUUCCGUUGCCUGAUGUCUCAGUACAUGGCAUUCGAAUGUCAAGCAAAUACACCGGGAUGGAGAGCUGCAGAGAAAGAUGUCCGUUCAGUUGUGAAGGAAGAUGCCAUCCUGGUGCUGGAUGCAUCCAAAGGGGUUCUGACUGUUGCUGGCCGAGCUGAUGAUAUGAAACGAAUCAGGGCUCCUGUGGAGAACAUUCUUCUGAAAGCCAUGAGUCACAUUGAACGGCAGACAAACAGCAUCUCUGAGGAAAUGAUUUUGCCCCCUGCAUGGUUCUACAUCCUGAAGCAGGAGGGGCUCCAGAAAGCUGCUCUGGACAUUUCUCCUGAGAUGAAACUCUCUUAUGAUGAAGGCACCCAGAAGUUAACCAUUACAGGACUCACUGCAGAGGUCUACAAGACUAAGUCAUGGAUCUUGGAGAGGAAUGUGAAUAUGAGUAAGAAACAACAGAAUGUCCCCCCAUGUCUUCUAGACUUUCUCAGAACAUUGGAUCCCAUGGAC
Molecule: messenger RNA, 936 nt
Organism: Pundamilia nyererei
Lineage: Eukaryota; Metazoa; Chordata; Actinopteri; Cichliformes; Cichlidae
Product: poly [ADP-ribose] polymerase 14-like
Exons: 2
Source: RefSeq, a predicted model, not a curated record